AUGUUCGUCCCCGACGCAGAAGAUCCAGGAUCUAGAUUUCAGGGCGAGCCUCACUUCAACAUGGCUCCAGUCGCUCCAGCUCCAGCUCAGUUCGGUCUUGGGUACUUCGGUCCUCCGUCCGUUGACCCUAGUCCUGUUGCUUACGGUCCUUGCAAACCGCCGCCAAUUUACCCUGUUUUACUUGGGCCCGCUCUUCUAUCCCAAAUAAUCGAGCCCUCUUCUGAAUCAGCCUCCCGAAUGGUGGAUGGCAAGCCGGUGUUUCAUCCGCAGUUUGGAUAUUACCUCGGUCUUCGACCAAUUGACUUACAGCCAUUUGUCCCCGCGUCUUUUCCCUAUCUCCCUCCUCUCUCGUAUGCUUCUUUCCCCGGCGAGAUCUCGGAGAGCAAAUCCCGCGAGUGCCUUGCUGCUCACCGCAAAUUCAUGAACUGGAUCCAUACGGUGUACUAUUCAUCAAAGUCGCCCGAAUCAUUUGUGCAAGCAUGGCAACGAGCCCUCAAAGAGAUGAAGCAGGCCUUUGGAUCCCCAUAUCUUCCCACGAUCUUCAUCCUCAACCAAUUCCUUGCUGCGGUCAGUGUAAAUCCUGACACCAUUCCAUGGGUUGAGUCGCUCCACUUUGAGAAAGGUUCUCUGCCAGCAUCCAUACUAGAUGAAGCCUUCGCCGAUUUCCUGGAGUUUGAGGCAUACCGACUAGGAAACCAACAGUCGCCCUUAGGUAACCUAGGUGCUGACGUCGCUAACGUGUAUCAAAUUGAAAAUUUCGCCAAGCAUUACUGUCCCUUUCACCUGCGUCUCACAAUGCAUCCCAUUGAGGAAUGUUUUCGAAACCCACAGAACACGAAGCGUAGGAGAAAGUGGAGGCGGAAGCAGGCACGGAUGGCAGCAGCUCUUGAGGCCGAAAAUGGAGGCGGCUAUGAUUGA
Molecule: messenger RNA, 918 nt
Organism: Penicillium roqueforti
Lineage: Eukaryota; Fungi; Ascomycota; Eurotiomycetes; Eurotiales; Aspergillaceae
Exons: 2
Coding region: 1-918 (305 amino acids)
Source: RefSeq, a predicted model, not a curated record